AUGUAUAACGCUUUCACUCCCAGAUGCACCUUCAGAGAUGGUACUGUUACAGCAACAACAAGAACUGUUCUUUCGUAUAUUCUCUUCAAUGAUUACGUUUUACGUGGAUCUGUGCAGGUCUCUUUCAAAACCAAAGUUUUUCAUCCGAACAUCAACAGCAACGGCAGUAUUUGCCUUGAUAUCCUCAAAGAGCAAUGGAGUCCUGCCCUUACUAUAUCCAAGGUGCUGCUCUCGAUUUGCUCCUUGUUAACUGAUCCAAAUCCCGAUGAUCCUCUUGUACCUGAGAUUGCUCACAUGUACAAGACUGACAGAGCCAAGUAUGAGACUACUGCUCGGUCCUGGACUCAGAAAUAUGCAAUGGGAUAGGAGGUUUAAUCUCUAUGUUGCAUUUUAUGGUGGGCAGUAAAUAAAUAGGAAAAACAAAACUAUUUUAUGCCCAUAUUAAGGAUUUUGGUCAUUUUUACCUUGUCUACUUGGCUUGGUGGAUGCCAGGGAAAAAAAAAUGGAACUGUUAAAACUGUUUCAAUUAGUAUGGGAAGUCGUCCUAUCCAGUUUGUGUGCGCG
Molecule: messenger RNA, 564 nt
Organism: Olea europaea var. sylvestris
Lineage: Eukaryota; Viridiplantae; Streptophyta; Magnoliopsida; Lamiales; Oleaceae
Product: ubiquitin-conjugating enzyme E2-17 kDa-like
Exons: 4
Coding region: 1-366 (121 amino acids)
Biological process (GO): protein polyubiquitination
Cellular component (GO): nucleus
Molecular function (GO): ubiquitin conjugating enzyme activity
Source: RefSeq, a predicted model, not a curated record